Metopolophium dirhodum (rose-grain aphid) is the source of this 1225-nucleotide messenger RNA. RefSeq lists its product as uncharacterized. The coding region runs from base 110 to 1225 and encodes 371 amino acids. Gene Ontology annotation, molecular function: nucleic acid binding. The record is from RefSeq and is a predicted model, not a curated record. Lineage: Eukaryota; Metazoa; Arthropoda; Insecta; Hemiptera; Aphididae. The transcript is spliced from 4 exons.
AUUUCGUUACCUACGUCUCAGUCAUUGUAAAUGUUCAUUUGGAAAUUGGAACUAUUUAUUAAAAGGUACCCAUGAUACAUACUUAUUGAAUUAAAACACAUUUUUUACCAUGGAUUUAAACAAAACUAUAAAGAAAUAUUUUGAUAUGGGACUCAAUUAUUCAGAAAUCAUAGAAUUUUUACAUAAAAAUGACAAUAUUUCUAUGAGCUUACGCACCUUGAAGAGAAUAUUAAAAAGCUUAUCACUUGCUCGGCGAAAAAAUUUUUCAUCUAUUGCCACUGUUGCUGAUUUUUUGGCAUCACAAGUCCAAGGUUCAUCUCAACUCCAUGGCUACAAAUGGAUGCAUUUAAAGUGCAUUCAGAAUGGUUUUACUGUUAAGCAAGAAACGGUUAGAUAUUUAUUGAAUGACUUAGAUCCUGAAGGUGUAGCUAUUCGAAAAAGAAAAAGAUUAAGAAGGCGGCAAUAUCAUAAUAAAGGUCCGAAUUACCUAUGGCACACUGAUUGUUAUGACAAAUUAAAACCCUAUGGAAUUCCUAUUAGUGGAUGCAUUGAUGGAUUUUCUCGUUAUAUUUUAUGGCUAGAGGCGGCACCAACUUGUAAUGACCCUAGAGUUAUUGGUGGAUUUUUUUUGAAUGCUGUUAGUACUCUUAAAGGUUGUCCUACUUCAUUGAAAACUGAUGCGGGAACGGAAAACCGACAUAUUGAACAAAUACAGACAUUUUUCCAUAGGAAUAAUCAUUCAAAUAAUCGACCAUUUUUAUAUGGAACUAGCCCAGCUAACCAAAGAAUUGAAGCUUGGUGGGGUCACCUUCGAAAACACUGCAGUCAAUUUUGGAUGAAUACAUAUCAGUUACUUAAAGAUGAUGGAUAUUUCAGCGGAUCAUUUGUUGAUAAAAAUCUCAAUAGAUUUUGUUUUAUUGAUUUAAUUCGAAGUGAACUGAAUAACAUAAAGGAAGAAUGGAACAGUCAUAAAAUUCGAAGCACCAAGAAUGCAAUUGCACCAUCUGGUCGUCCAACUAGCAUGUUUAAUUUACCUCAUUUGUGGAACUCUGAAUCAUAUCUGUUUGAUGUACAGGACGAAGACAUAUCAGUGUGUAAAGACGAAUGCGUAUUUGUUUCUCAAUUAAUAUGUGAUGAAACCAUUUUUGAGUUAUGUCAUAUUUUAAUUGAAGAAAACAAUUUAGUUGUAACAAAUGCUCAUGAUGCCUAUGAUGCUACUUUAUGA